UACGUGACUACCGAAAGAACCAAAGAGUAUAAGUUCAAUAUCCAUACAGGCUGGGGUACAAGAUUCAAUCAUGCGAGCCAGCCUUAUCCACUUGCUUGGUCACAGCAAUGAAAUUCACAUCUAUAGUAAAACCUUUGAUCUGCUGGGCACAAGCAUCGUAGCUGUCAUGCGAUGGAUUUAUUACUCACCAAAGGAGGCUUCACGAAGAUUGGCAUUGUUAUUGAUGCUAACGCCAUGGUGAAUUAUAAACAAUUAUCACUCCUAUACAUGGCAGCAUGAGUUCAGCCACAUUUGAAAUCAACUGCCAUUCAUAAUAACGCGUUUUGGGGUCGAUUGAGUAAAAAUAAAUGUGUCGUAAACCCACCUCCACCCGACACAGCCAAUGAGUAAGGUUUGUCACGGGAACGAAACGUGCCAAUUGGUUUUAACUUCAGCAGACCGCUAUACAUAUGUGCAUGCAAACCCACAACAUUUAUCAUUUGAGUUAACGAAGUUUCGCUGGCGAUUACCACCAGCGACACGCGAUCUAACCAAAACAAAUUUAUUUUGAAGAAUAUUGGUCGCGAAAGCCAACUACUUAAAGACGUAAACAAAAACUGUUGUUAUCAUAUCUGGGGCGGAGCACGCAGUACCUAACUCGCUGUGCUAAAUUAAAUUAAACGUAACGGGCGGUCAGUCACCUCCGUAUCACUCUUCUAUCGCUAUCACUUUGGUGACUUCUAUGGGGAGCUAUACGGGCAGAAAAGUAGAUGGCGUUCUCAAAAGAACGGCUUACCACAAGGCAGUAUGCUCGCCCCACUUUAAUUAAAUAUCUACAACGAUCAGCCACUUCCUGCUGAAUGUCAGCAAUUCAUCUAUGCUGACGACCUCUGUGUCAACACACAGCAGAGGAAUUUCGAGAACACAGAGAAUAUCCUGGAGAGGGCACUGGACGAGAUAUCAAGAUGCUACCUAAAUAAUCAUCUCAAACCCAACCCGCAUAAAACCAAAUCUUUGCCUUCCACCUGAGAAACUGGGAUGCAGAGCGACACCUGAAUGUCACCUGGGGAGGCCAGAGCCUGGAACACCAGGGUCACCCAGUGUACCUCGGGGUAACACUGGAUCGUAUACUCAGCUACAAGUACAACUUUUGAUACCAAAGCCAAGGUCAACACACAACACAACAUUCUGCAAAAGCUCGCAAAUUCAAAGUGGGGAGCACAUCCAUCCACAGUACGCAUCACGGCCUUAGCACUUUGUAUCUCUGUGGCUGAAUAUGCAUGCUCUACCUGGGGACGCUCAACCCACAGUCAACAUGUCGACACCACUCUGACACGUGCAGACUCAUGGCAGGGUGCCUGAGAGCCACCCCUGUUCCCUGCCUAUUUGCACUUUCUGGCAUAGCGGCCCCGAACAUCAGGAGGAGGGUGUCAGGUGACCACGACCGGCAAGUCCUAGAGGGGGACGUCCAUCAUGGCCAUCAGCCAGCCCACCGUCGUCUGUCAUCGAGAAACUGCUUCUUGUGCUCCACUGUACCAGUGCCCACAUCGCCGGAAUCUGCAAGAACUUCCCUCUGUUGUAAAGAAUGGGACAACAUCGAGUGACAAAACUGCUGAAUGGAGCCAGCGAGGAAUGAUCCCCAGUGAGGAGCUCGCAUCUGGCUCCAAUUGCAAAUGGCACACAUGGCGGAGCCUACACUGACUGAGAGUGGGUUUCGUCAAGUUGCAACCCUCUCGUGAAAUCACGGGGCUUCUGUGCAACCGAGCAAUGUGCUUGUCAGGAGAAGCAAACCACGGAUGUUCUCCUGAGAUGCCCUGCAGCACCACAUUACCCUCCUCAAGAUUUGGCAAUGCCAACACCAGAAGUGGUGGCCUGUGCAGAAUAUUGGCCAGACUAAAUAGGUUGGACGGAAGUAGAAUAAGAAGAACUUUAUUAUUUGUUAUGAAGAAUAUUAGUCGCGAAAGCCCACUGCUGUUAUAAUAUCUGGGGUGGAGCACACAGUUCAUAACUCGCUGUGCUAAUAGUAUUCUACUUAACACACUCAGUGAAUCACUCGACUCACUCCCUCACCAGCAGUCAGUCACCUCCGUAUCACUCUUCUAUCGCUAUCACUUGGUGACUGUUCCCACGAACUAACACACAUUGACCCCUUUACUCGGUCUUCCACACUGCCCGUGUGAUCCACGCCGUGUCCAGCCACCACACGACGCUUCUCUGUAUGAUUCUUUCCCUGGCAUUGCUCAAUGUGUAAGUUCCCCAUGCAGUUUGUCUCUCUUUCCAUGUCCGUACGAUCUUCCUCAUGUCAAUAAGCGUAUUCACUUUGACUCAUUACACGAUCGCGAGUGCUGUCUCUGGGUCCGUGCUUUGCCAGUAUCAAGGUGAUGAAAAAAAUAAUCGUCUCGACUCAUCCCGCCAAGAAUACAGGAGGCGUUACGAUGUUCAAACACCAAAUAGGCUCCCCGAUCACAACAAGGCAUCGAGUCUGCAUUAGAGGCGGCUGUCUCCGGCGUUGGCCAAAUCAGAACUAUCGUGAGCGCUGCUUGUGUCGAGAAGCUCAUCGGAGACAUCCAUCUUCAGGGGAGUUGAGACUCCAACAGUCAACCCCGAUGGUGUCCACCAAGUUGAGACUCCAACAGUCAACCCUGAUGGUGUCCACCAAGUUGAGACUUCAACAGUCAACCCCGAUGGUGUCCACCAAGUUGAGCUUUCAACAGUCAACCCCGAUGUUGUCCACCAAGUUGAGACUCCAACAGUCAACCCCGAUGGUGUCCACCAAGUUGAGCUUACAACAGUCAACCCCGAUGGUGUCCACCAAGUUGAGACUCCAACAGUCAACCCCGAUGGUGUCCACCAAGUUGAGACUCCAACAGUCAACCCCGAUGGUGUCCACCAAGUUGAGACUCCAACAGUCAACCCCGAUGGUGUCCACCAAGUUGAGACUCCAACAGUCAACCCCGAUGGUGUUCACCAAGUUGAGACUCCAACAGCCCCCCUCCCCCCCCACUAAACCAUGAGACACGUGUGCUCAGUGCCUUCUGUCCACCUGUUUGUCAACCAUCUAACCCCCACCACCACCACCUACACUUGUAAUGGCCUCUGCCAGUUGCGUUUUUAUUGAACUCAAAGUCCAUUGAGCCGUGCCGCACCCUCCUCGUCCUCCUCAUCAGUCAGGGGGAGAACCCCGACGCGAGCUUCAAGGGGAGUCCAUCGCCUCUCGCUCACAUCCACACAUCCGUGUGGACAACUCCUGGGCCAUGUCUCAAUUACGCCUGGUCACCACGCUCCUAACCUGCACACUCAUGCUGAUUGCUCCAGUUUCUACAGAGGACGAUCAAGUGGAUUGCCCCAUAGGAAGUUACAGAACCGACACCAACAUCUGCUGCUAUCUGUGCCCUGCAGGGACGCACAAGAGACACGAAUGCACAACGAAUGGACAGUUCCCAGUCUGCCUGUCGUGCAUAGAUGGAUUAACGUUCACAGACUCCGCAAAUAACCUCACGAGCUGCCAAGCAUGCAAAAUCUGCGACAAAAGCGAACUCUUUGAACGCCAGUGCAGCACGAUUAGCGACACGGUGUGCACGUGCGUCAAAGGACUACACAGACCGAGUCUGUCCCAGCCCUGCGAGGACAUUGAAGGCUCCAAGGGUUGGAUUUGGGCCGUUGUGCCCGUCGUGAUCUUGACUCUGGCUGGAUUCGGUGGCCUCAUAUUUUGGAUGAAGAAACUGCAAGGGAAAAGGUCUCGAGGCCCACCCAAGGACACCGAAGCUGAGAUGCAACUGCUGCAUAGCGACCAUCACCCCAAGCUAACCCCAGUGGAACCACAGGUGGAGGUUGUCGUUGUGAGAGACGCUGUGGAGAUGAUCCAAGAGAAGAUGGCCUCGAGUGGAGGUGCCGUGUGGACGUGGCUGAGUGACCGCCGCUCAGAGCUGCUGGGGAGUGGAGGCGGUGGGGUCGGGCCCCACCUCUUGCUCGACCUCUUCCUGCGGGAGCUCAUCGACGAGGCCGAGUACUGGAGAGCAAGCGGCCUCCCUGAUAUGUCGCGACGGGCACACUACGUCAUCGCCCUCGUGGUAGACAGAGGAGAGGAGGCCUGCAGUAAGUUCAGGGACAUUUAUGAAGACUUCAUUAGCAGGAAGAGAACAUUUCUAGACAUGCAGAGACAGGCAGACAUCUGCUCACCAACAUUCGACCCUAACACAGCAAACAAGAUGGUCCUCCUGUCCACGGACCUCAAGACGGUGACGAGAGCAACUCAUCCUCAUCCAUACCCAGAUCACGGGGAUAGGUUUGUGAGACACCCCCAGGUGCUGUGCUCUGAGAGAUUCCUCUCCGAUCGCCACUACUGGGAGCUGCACGUGGGUUGUGCAGAAGAAUGCAUGGUCGGUGUUGUUAGUGAGAAUGUGUCCAGAAGCGGUGGGGUAGGUAAUCUGGGAAACAGCGCUGCGUCCUGGUGCGUGUGGAGACGCGACGCUGAGCUCGUGGCUGCUCACAAUGGAGAAGUCACCGUGCUGAACCCGCCAGUGCCUCCCCAGAGAAUCGGGCUUCACCUGGACUGUAACAAUUUGAAGCUCACGUUUGUUUGUGCCGAGACCAUGACGCCUCUGCAUACUUUUACACUGACGUGGGGACGCCCUUGGUUCAAGAAACUUCCUUUUUAUCCUGCUGUGUGUCUGCACAGCGGAUCGAUCACCAUAGCCCAACCCCUCAGUGGUGGCGUCUCCUCCGCUCCUGAGAAGAGUCCAGAAUCCACGUCUGGGUCUAAGUCAGAGGGCUAUCAGAGGGCACUGCUGCUGUCUAGGAGACCCAAUCUUGUCCUGCAUGAGAUGUUGAUGCAGGGCCACAUCAAGGAGCACGUCUACUGGAAGGCCUACAUGGAAAAAUACCCCAGCAUGUGUGAAAAGUUCAUCCGCAAGGAAGUUAAAAGUGUAAAGAAGGACGGGGAGCUCGAGGUAGUGAUGGAAGCCACUGGAAGUAAUGAAAGAGACUUCCUCGCCAUGUUACACUCAUCAGGAAGGUGCUCUCCCACCGUGAACCCCAAUUCCGUGAACUCCGACCUCCGCCUCUCCGUCGACCUCAGGACGGUGACUCUGUCCUCCGAGCACCACUCUUACCCCCACCACCCCGAGCGAUUUGAGAACUGCGCUCAGGCCCUGUGCCGCGAGGGCUUCUCCAGCGGCGCGCACUACUGGGAGGUGGACGUGGGCGGCGCGGAGCAGUUCAGAGUGGGCGUCGCGUGCGCCACUCUGCCGCGCGGAGGGAGCGAGGAGGCGCGGCUCCUGGGCACGGGCGCGGACUCCUGGUGCCUGUGGAGACGCGAGGGCGGCUACGUGGCGAGCCACCGCGGCCUCCACACCGCACUGGCGGCCGUGCGCCCUCCUCCCAGGAAGAUCGGCGUCCACCUGCGUUGGGAAGAGGGGCUCCUCUCGUUCUACUGCGCCGACACCAGGAGGCGGCUGCACUCAUUCAAUGCCACCGCCUUCCCAGGCCCUCUCUACCCCGCCCUGUGCGUGCACAAGGGGACGGUAACCAUACUCCGCCUGAGUCUACGGUUUGAGGAGGGUGAAGGAGCGACUGGUGAGGUGAGGAAGAGUAAUGAUGAGGAGAGGGCUACAGAAAAUGGCCGUCAAAGUAAGACUGGAGUAGCGAGUGAUGUGGGAGAGGGUGGAGGAGAGAAGAAUGAGGUGGGGGAUAGCGGGGCAGGGAAGAGCGAGGGGUGGGAGAGCGCGAGAGUGAACCCUCACCCCGAGGCACAGGAUGGAGGAGCAGCGGUAAAUGCUGCAGGGAAGAGCGAGGGUUUGACAAAGGCAGAUGUGGAGACUUUUACAGACAACGUGAAAAUUAAAGAUAUAAAGAAGAACCUUGUUGGGAAAUUAUUGAGUAAAACAGGAAUAAAGAGAGAUGAGCACAGCAGUAAGGCAAUGGAGAGUGAGGUUGGAGAGGAUGGGAGAGUGAAGGAGAGCGGAGGAGAGAAGAGCGAUGUGAGUAAGCGCGGAGUCGUAAAGAACGAGGUGCAGGGUGGAGGAGCAAUAGAAAGCACUGACGGGGAGAGUGGGGACACGGUGAAGGGAGCCGAGGGUUCUGUAAAACACAGCAUAAAGGAAUAACGCAGAAGCUUGGGAAAGUUUUGAGUAAGGCAGGAACAAAGAGCAGUGUGCGUAGCAGUGAGGGAGUGGAGAGUGAGGUGGGGCAGGAUCGGAGAGCGAAGGAGAGUGAUGUGGAGGAGAGUGGACGAGUGAUGGAGGAAUGUCGAUGGCUACGACUGUUUGUUGAAACGACGAUAGCUGUCUUGAAGCUUGGCACGAGUUUACGUUAUCCUUCGUUUUACAGUCGACUCUUGAUUAUCCGCAUGUGGGGUUUAUCCAAUCUGCGGAUUAACCGCGCACCUGAGAUUGACGUGAAUUAAUAACUCAUGGAUAUCCCCUUAAGCUCACAUUAAUAACCUAAAACUGUUACACCUCGUUAUCCUUGGAAAUGUUUAUUACAAGCCACAUCGUGCUUAAACCGAACAAAUGUGUGCGCCGGUUGAUCUGAAAUCCACGUGAUCGCCCCUACAGUACAGUAGUUUGCAUAUCUUUAUAAACUAGGGGCAGAGUUUGAUUGGAGUGGCUCUGCUACUGUCCAAUUAUUGGGCGGAAUCUUCUGCUCGGGAGCAGGAAAGUUAUCACUGAGCACGUGCAUCAAAUCGGUCGAUGGUUAGUUUUAGGCCAUUGUUUGUGUUUUUUGUAUGGACUUUUGUAAUUAAACAAAAUCAAUACAUUGACUAUAAAUUUUUGUUUUGUGCAUUCACAGACUAUGUUCUUAAUAUAGGGGUUUUGAGUUAGAUCACGCAAGUAUAAAUGUAUUAUUAAAGUCA
Petromyzon marinus (sea lamprey) is the source of this 6832-nucleotide messenger RNA. RefSeq lists its product as uncharacterized. The record is from RefSeq and is a predicted model, not a curated record. Lineage: Eukaryota; Metazoa; Chordata; Hyperoartia; Petromyzontiformes; Petromyzontidae. Gene Ontology annotation, molecular function: protein binding.